This is a messenger RNA of Tripterygium wilfordii, 1648 nucleotides long. Its product is annotated as probable inactive heme oxygenase 2, chloroplastic. The transcript is spliced from 5 exons. Gene Ontology annotation, biological process: heme oxidation; phytochromobilin biosynthetic process. Gene Ontology annotation, molecular function: heme oxygenase (decyclizing) activity. Lineage: Eukaryota; Viridiplantae; Streptophyta; Magnoliopsida; Celastrales; Celastraceae. Bases 103 to 1026 code for a protein of 307 amino acids. The record is from RefSeq and is a predicted model, not a curated record.
GUAAACCUCAUCGUCUACCUAUAGCAGAGAGGUUUAAGAAACAGUUGCGAAAUUUCACAACUUUCCUCCCUACUCUACAUCUUGUUAUGUGAUUCCUUGACGAUGUCAGUAGCUUCUUCACUCUUUCCCUCUGAAUUACACUUUACUGCAAUUUCAACCAAAAACAAGAAUUACAACUAUUGUGGGAUCAGAAGUGCAAUGGCAGCCCCCGUCCUCUGCUGCUCAAAUUCCACAGCCUCUACGCCGUCAAUUUCGAAAACAGUUCCGCCUCUGGUGAUGAAGCAGAAGAAGAGGUAUCGGAAGCUGUACCCGGGAGAAACCGAGGGUAUCACUGAAGAGAUGAGGUUUGUUGCCAUGAGAUUCCGUAAUGUGAAAGGGAAGUACGUUCACAAGAGUGACAAUAGUUCUGAUGAAGAUGAGGAAGGUUCAAUGAACGAACAAAAUCCAUCAAACAAGCAGCAAGUUAUGGAAGAAGAAGAGGGGAGUGAUGAGGCAGAGACUUGGUUUCCCACCAUUGAAGGUUUUAUCAAGUAUUUGGUAGAUAGCAAGCUCGUAUUUGACACGAUUGAGCGCGUCAUUGAUGAAUCCAUUGAUGUCGCUUAUUCUUACUUUAGGAAGACUGGAUUGGAACGAUCAGAGUGCCUUUCAAAAGAUCUUGAUUGGUUUAGCCGACAGAACAUUGUAAUUCCUGAACCUAGCACUGCGGGUGUUUCUUAUGUCAAGUACUUGGACGAGCUUGCAGAGAAGAGUGCCCCAUUGUUCCUGUGUCAUUUCUACAAUAUCUACUUUUCGCAUAUAGCUGGUGGCCAAGUCAUCACAAGACAGGUUUCCAAGAAGAUUCUAGAAGGAAGAGAACUGGAAUUCUGCAAAUGGGAGGGGGAUGUAGAAGAAUCACUGAAAGGUGUUCGUGAGAAACUCAACAUGCUUGGAGAGCACUGGACUCGUUAUGAGAAAAAUAAAUGCUUAAAAGAAACAACGAAGGCAUUCAGGUUUAUGGGGCAGAUAGUCCGCUUGAUCAUCUUAUAGGGCAGAAUUUUCAAAUUCACACCACAGAAGUUUUCACAUUCACAGCCUGAGAAGUUUGUUUGGGGGACCACGACUUACUGCCUGUUUUGAUUGGGUGGCGUAGUUCAAGUAGUGACCAACUGAUCUUCUACUAAUGCAGUGGUGUAUGCACCAAAAAGCCGAGACAUCGAAGUUACAGGGCUCACUACGUCAAUAUUUCUUUCUAAUGGCAUUAUCUUCACCUAGAGGACCCCAGUUUAUGAAAAAGCAGCAUUUGGUCCUAACCACCCUUUUAUAGUUGCUUCUCUAUCCCUGCUUUUCAAAAAGGCGACGACAACAUCCGUAAAUUUGUUGCUCCUGCUUUCAGGUGAAACGCAGAGAACAAAGACACAAACAUGCUGCAUGGUUUUGAUGCUUUUUGUGGAAAAAAUUGAUGUAGGGUUCCUCAACGGGGAUAUCAUUGAGCCUGACAUGGUUUAGGGUAACUAUACUAUUCGACUUUUGUAAAGAAUUGUCCUUUCCAAUUCUAAUAAUGUAGGAUGGUGUUGUCUAACCUAUGUAAUGUACUCGGGCAAACUUUCGAAGCCGGACAUGUACAGUGGGAUGCACGCCUUUAACAAAACCCAAUGCUCUUUCAACCUUC